Anarrhichthys ocellatus (wolf-eel) is the source of this 2708-nucleotide messenger RNA. It is a transcript of the gene pabpc4, whose product is annotated as poly(A) binding protein, cytoplasmic 4 (inducible form). The transcript has 15 exons. NCBI's taxonomy places the organism in Eukaryota, Metazoa, Chordata, Actinopteri, Perciformes, Anarhichadidae. The record is from RefSeq and is a predicted model, not a curated record. Gene Ontology annotation, molecular function: RNA binding. The coding region runs from base 423 to 2309 and encodes 628 amino acids.
ACAAAACAACUGUGGGUGUCUAACUCACCGUUCUUGAAAAAAACUUAAAAUAAUAUAAAAAAUAUAAAAGCAACAAAAUCUUAAUAAAAAAACAUUUACUCAAAGAAAAAUAAACGUUUACUUAAAAAAAAAAAAAGCAAAAUAUUAAUAAAAAAAAAAAAUACUAGAAACGGGAGGUCUCGGGCUUUACCCGAAGUUGGCGUUUACCAAAGGAAGAGUUACUUCAGAAAAGAUCAUUUAUAUCGUGAUUUUUCAGGUUUGACCUUUUUCUCAUUAAGCUGGACCACAGAGCCUGCUGUCUCAUUAGUUGGGAGAAUUGAAGCGCAGUUUCGGACUCUGAAUACAGCUAAUACCGGCUUUUUUUUUUUUCUGGCGUUUUUUGAGCGAAGCCUGGAACUCAUUUCUAUUGUGAACCCCGAGAUAUGAACACAGAAACCGGGAGUUAUCCGAUGGCUUCCCUCUACGUUGGCGACCUGCACCCCGAUAUCACGGAGGCUAUGCUGUAUGAGAAAUUCAGCCCAGCUGGACCGGUGCUCUCCAUUCGGGUAUGCCGUGACAUGAUCACCCGGCGAUCCCUCGGAUACGCUUAUGUGAACUUCUCUCAACCCGCUGACGCUGAGAGAGCCCUGGACACCAUGAACUUUGACGUGGUGAAAGGGAAGCCAAUCAGAAUCAUGUGGUCCCAAAGAGACCCUUCCCUCAGGAAGUCUGGAGUGGGCAACGUGUUCAUCAAGAACCUUGACAAGUCCAUUGACAACAAAGCCCUGUACGACACCUUCUCUGCCUUUGGCAACAUCCUCUCCUGCAAGGUGGUGUGCGAUGAAAAUGGCUCCAAAGGCUACGCUUUUGUCCACUUUGAGACCCAGGAUGCUGCUGAUCGUGCCAUUGAGAAGAUGAAUGGCAUGCUUCUGAAUGACCGCAAGGUGUUUGUGGGACGUUUCAAAUCUCGCAAGGAACGGGAGGCUGAACUCGGUGCCAAAGCCAAGGAGUUUACCAAUGUCUACAUUAAGAACUUUGGAGAUGAGAUGAACGAUGACCAGCUGAAGGAGCUUUUUGACAAAUAUGGUAAAACACUCAGCGUGAGGGUGAUGAUUGACCCGGCCGGUAAAUCCAGAGGCUUUGGAUUCGUUAGUUACGAGAAUCAUGAGGACGCUAACAAGGCUGUGGAGGACAUGAAUGGCACCGACCUCAACGGCAAGACUGUGUUUGUGGGCCGGGCUCAGAAGAAGAUGGAGCGGCAGGCGGAGCUGAAGAGAAGGUUUGAGCUGCUGAAACAAGAGCGGAUCAGUCGUUAUCAGGGUGUUAAUCUUUACAUUAAGAACCUGGAUGACACCAUAGAUGAUGAGAAACUGCGCAAGGAGUUCACUCCGUUCGGGUCUAUAACAAGUGCUAAGGUGAUGCUAGAGGAGGGUCGCUCCAAGGGCUUCGGCUUUGUCUGCUUCUCCUCCCCCGAAGAGGCCACCAAGGCCGUGACUGAGAUGAACGGACGCAUCGUUGGCUCCAAACCCCUCUACGUGGCUCUCGCUCAGCGCAAAGAGGAGCGCAAAGCCCACCUCACCAACCAGUACAUGCAGCGUAUUGCCGGCAUGAGGGCCAUGCCGGCUAACGCCGUCGUCAACCAGUUCCAGCCCGCCAGUGGCUACUUCAUGCCAGCUGUGCCUCAGGCCCAGAAUAGGACUACAUACUAUGCACCCAAUCAGCUGGCCCAAAUGCGACCCAACCCCCGCUGGCAGCAGCAAGGCGGCAGAGGUCAAGGUGGUUACCAAGGGAUACCCAACUCGCUGCGUCAGCCAGGACCCCGUGCCAACCUGAGACACAUGAGUCCUGGUGGUGGCGGCACACAGGGCCCCCGAGCCUCCGGCCAGGCCAUGGCUACCCGUCCCUCCAUGGGAGCCCCCGGCCCCCGGGCCAUGCCUCCUUACAAAUAUGCCACUGGUGUCCGUAACCCCAACCCCCAGGGGGUGCAACCUAUUGCCUUACAGCAGGCUCAGCCAGCCGUGCACGUUCAGGGCCAGGAGCCUCUCACGGCCUCCAUGCUGGCUGCUGCGCCCCCUCAGGAGCAGAAGCAGAUGCUUGGUGAGCGUCUUUUCCCGCUGAUUCAGUCCAUGCAUGCCAACCUGGCAGGAAAGAUCACCGGCAUGCUGCUGGAGAUUGACAACUCUGAACUGCUGCACAUGCUGGAAUCCCAUGAGUCUCUGCGCUCAAAGGUGGAAGAAGCCGUCGCAGUGCUACAAGCCCACCAGGCAAAGAAAGAUGCCACUCAAAAAGUGGGCAGCAUAGCCACUACUGUUGCUGCUGCCACAUCCUGAAGACUGCCUGCUGUAUUGAAUUGGGCACAGAAAAAUGAGCAGAGGUGCAGAGAGACACACUACACUGACUCCUCUGAAGAAUCAGAAAAAAGGAAGAAAAAAACAAAGGAAAAUAUAAUUUAAAAAAUAUACUAAAAUAAUAUAAAAUAUCACAGUUCAUAAUUUUCUAGUUCUAUAAAACUUUUAAACUGCAUACCAAAAGCUAUGAUGCAAAUCGUUGAAUGAAGGUCCUUCAUUUUGUGGCAAAGGAGAGAAACCGUUCUUCUAAAGUAAAUAUGAGCCUUCUUCUUUUUCUUUGCUUGAAAGUUUAAUGUUUGAUUUGAAAUGAUGGACUCUUCCAUCCUAUCAUGGUAUCAUGGGUGUGUGGUAUUCUCAAUAAAAGGAUGAUAUAUCAAGGUU